AUGGGAUCAUAUGCGAAAUUUGUUUCCGAUUACUGUAAAACUUGGGAGAAAUCCGGAAAGGAGCAAUUUGUUAAACAUGUGACUCAAUUCAUUAAGGAUGAAGACAAAAGUCCACUUUUUACUAAAUCCGGCAAGCUUUCUGGUUUGUCUCAGACCAUGUAUGACUUAUUACUCUGUGGUCUUCGUGGGAAUCUUAAGAAAGAAGCUGUUCUUUCUGUUCUCCGUGAUAUAACAGUAUUGCACGCAGACAUACCAUCAGUGAUUUUAGAUGUAGUGAGUGUUCUUGAUGCUGAGACCUGUUCAGAUGUCCAAAGUGAAGAGCGCACAAACUUUUGCUACAUUGUUAGGGAAUUGGAGUCUUUUUUAUCGGAUAAACUUUUAAAAGAAAGAUUAGAAAUUGAUACAUUGCAAGAUGCUGGUACUUUAAAGAAUAAACUAUUUUAUACCAAAUUUAUUAAAAUCAAGACUAAGUUGUAUUACAAGCAACGUAAGUUUAAUUUGUUUAGAGAAGAAAGUGAAGGUUAUUCCAAGUUAAUUGUUGAAUUAAAUCAUGAAGGUGUUGAUAAGGCAGAUUGGAAAAGUUUACUGGAAAUAAUUCAGUCUCUAAUAGGUUGUUUUAACUUGGACCCCAACAGAGCAUUAGAUAUAAUACUAGAAUCAUUUGAGUCCCGUACACACUCUGAUCAAUUGUUUAUACCUCUUAUAAAAAAUUAUAUGGGUGAUCCUCAAGUAAUUUCUGAAGUUUUGGGCUUUAAGUUAGGGAACAUGGAAGUACUAGAGAAUUAUAAGGAACCUCCGCCAUUGAUGACAGUCAUAGCUUUACUUUUACAACACCAAGUCAUUGCUCUUGAUGAUAUCUAUCCCUGGCUCAGACCUGAUGAUUCUAUAAUGGCAAAGGAAGCAGACAAGGAAUUGAAAACAGUCCAAGACUACAUUCGUAAACUAAGCAUUGUGUCCACUAAGGGGCCACAAGCCAAUGGAGCUGCUGAAUUUGUUGAAGAAAAGUCUGAUCCUCAGGAAUACUGGAGCAACCAAAAGUUGGUGUUAUGUGAAGCUUUACUGAAGGUGAAUGCAUGGCGUGAGUUCGCGGCCCUGUCAGCCCGACUGCCCACUAACAUCAUGCCACAGCGGCCCGCUGUCGCUCUCUGUAACAUGUUACAUGCUCUCGUCGAGCCACUAUACAGAAAUAACUGUCGCGUCGCCCCUAAAAUAAUAGGAAAACUCAUUCCACCAUUAAAGUCGACUUUGGCACCUCAAGCAUGCAAGACAUUUGAAGACAUGAAGGAAACAGUGAUUCCUGCCCUGGUAUUAUUAGGACCAUCACUUCACUAUGAUCCUAUUUUAAUGUACAAAAUUAUUCGUAUAUUAAGGACUGCGCGUUCGCAAAAAGAAGAUCCUUUGCAUCAUGAAGCGCUUACAGUUUUGGACGCUGCCAUACUACCAGCCCUCACUUUAAUGGAUGGCAACUGUUGUAUGGCUGAGGAGGUGUACACUUUGUUGAAAUUAUACCCAUAUCAAUGCAGGUAUUGCCUAUAUUCUCGCUGGAAAAACGAAGCUGCUGAGAGAAUACCAUCUUUGAUGCGCGUACGUGGCAAUUCCCUACAAAGAAUCAAGCACAUCAUGAAACGUGUCUCUAAAGAAAAUAUAAAACCACAAGGUCGCCUCAUCGGGAAACUCUCGCAUGCUGCGCCGACUUUAAUUUUUGACUACAUGCUACUUCAGAUCCAAACGUACGACAACCUGAUCGGUCCGGUGGUGGAGUCCCUGAAGUACCUGACGUCGCUGUCGCUGGACGUGCUGGGCUACUGCCUGCUGGAGGCGCUGUGCGCGGGGCGCGCGGGCGGCGGCGCGGCGCACCCGGCCUGGCUGCAGGCGCUCGCGGCCUUCGCGGGCGCCGCCUUCAAGAAGCACAACAUCGAGCUCACCGCGCUGCUGCAGUUCGUCGCCAACCGACUUAAAGCUCAACAAAGCCAAGAUCUACUGAUAUUGAAGGAGAUAGUUCAGAAGAUGGCUGGAAUUGAAGCUGCUGAAGAAAUGACACCUGAACAAUUAGAAGCUAUGGCUGGUGGUGAACUUCUGAAAGGAGAGGCUGGGUAUUUUUCUCAAGUACGAAAUACGAAGCGAUCAUCAGCGAGACUAAAGGAAGCCAUUGUCGGAAAUAACUUGGACAUCUCAUUGUGCAUACUGGCUGCACAACAACGUCAUUGCUGUGUGUGGAAAGAGUACGAUGGAGACUCUGUAUCAAGCAGUGAGCCUCCUGGGUCCCAACUGAAAGUAGUUGGUCGGUUAGCUGACCAGUGUCAAGAUGCUUUAGUACAACUUGGAACGUUUUUGGCGUCAUCCCACGCUCCUGACGAAUAUGCUGCAAGGUUGCCGCCUUUACAGGAACUCCUUCGAGAUUACCAUGUAGAUGCUGAUAUAGCAUUCUUCCUUCAUCGUCCUGUGUUAGCUCAAAAAAUUAAUGCAAAAGUGGAAUCUUUACGAAAACUUUCCGACAGCAAAUCAGACUCGAUCGAGAAGAGUAUCGAGAGAUACACACAGGCAUCACAUGAAGCUUUGGAACCUAUUGUUCAGUCUGUAACACCUAUAUUGCCAAAUAAAGUUUGGGAAGAUAUUUCUCCCGAGUUUUAUGUCACAUUCUGGUCUUUGUCUAUGUAUGAUCUGCGAGUUCCAGAGGAAAGUUACGAUAGAGAAAUCGAACGUUUGAGAACUGCCGCCGCUAAUGCGGCAAAGGAUAUGUCGCAAGGGACAAAGGGUAAAAAGGAGCAGGACCGUUUUAAUGCACUCAUUGAUAAACUUCAGGAGGAGCGGCGGCGCCAGGCCGAGCACGUGCGGCGCGUGCUGGCGCGCCUGGCGGCCGAGUGCGGCGCCUGGUUCCCCGCGCGCGCCGCCAAGUCCGCCAAGAACGAGACCGUGACGCGCCUCAUGCAGCUGUGCCUGUUCCCGCGCUGCGUCUUCACUCCGGCCGACGCGCUCUACUGCGCAGAGUUCGUCCACACCGUGCACUCGCUGCGCACCCCCAACUUCUCCACCCUGCUCUGCUACGAUAGGUUGUUUUGCGAUAUCACAUACUCGGUGAUGUCGUGCACGGAGGGCGAGGCGGCGCGGUACGGCACGUUCCUGUGCAAGGUGCUGGGCACGGCGAUGCGAUGGCACGCCGACAAGCAAGCCUUCCAUCGCGAGUGUGCGCACUAUCCGGGCUUCGUAACCAAAUACCGCGUCUCUAACCAGUUUACUGAAGCUAACGACCAUGUCGGCUAUGAAAACUACAGGCAUGUUUGCCACAAAUGGCAUUACAAGAUUACUAAAGCCAUGGUGGUGUGCUUGGACUCGGGCGAUUAUGUACAGAUACGGAACGCGCUUAUUGUACUUAUAAGAGUGUUGCCACACUUCCCAGUUUUAGCUAAACUGGCCCAAAUAAUUGAACGGAAAAUUGAUAAAGUGAAAGAAGAAGAAAAGACACAGCGACAGGAUCUUUAUGUACUUGCUACAGGGUAUAGUGGACAGUUGAGGAACAAGGGGCCCACGAUGAUGCGGGAAAGUGAUUUCCAUCAGGUGGGCGACAAGCACAAGGUGGCGGGGGUCCCGGCGGCAGCGGCCCCCGCGCCGGCCAAGGACGACGUCGGCACCGCCAAGCCAGACAACGAGCCCGCACCCUCGCCUCCACAAACUGUUGAUGUUGAGAAAAAGGAAUCGAGGAAUAAUGACAGGCGCCGUGAAGAAGUUGACCGUGAAAAAGAAUCGAAACGGGAAUCACGAUCUACUCUCAAGGAACGAGGUAAAGAGGAAGUCAGAAGUAAAGAUAGAUCCCCGCGGGAACGCUCACACAGGGAGGAACGAUAUUUGGAAACGGUCUCGCCACCACAUGACCAUCGCAGCGCACCCGAUGAUGUAGAACGUGAUGUAAAGCGACGUAAAGUAGAAAACAGCGGCAAUGGCAAGGGUAACAAAGACAUAGAGGAACGUUCGCCUGAAAAAGAAAAACGAAAGGCUAAAUUGAGGGGUGAUGAACGUAAAGAGCGUAAGAUGAAUCGCAAAAGGGACAGAGCAGAAGAAUCCGUGAUUUUGGAGCAAAAACGGCGACGAGAUGAACAAAAAGCAGUUAUCAAAAUGGGAAGUCAUCAAAAUGGUUCGCAAGAGGAUCAUCACUAUGAAAAAUACCACAAAAGGGAAAAAUCACCAUUCCGAGAUCGUUCACACGAAGAACCAAGAGACAAUUUACUAGACGGUCGAACGAAUCGAAAAUAAGAAGAUGA
Spodoptera littoralis (African cotton leafworm) is the source of this 4256-nucleotide messenger RNA. Lineage: Eukaryota; Metazoa; Arthropoda; Insecta; Lepidoptera; Noctuidae. The record is from the annotation of a GenBank genome assembly.